CAGCAGUUGACAGUUGACUGAUGCACUCAAUGACAAACCAAUUUUAACAACGCGAAGUUCAAAAAUAAUCAAAGUCUGAGAACUGUUUAACAUUCGAAUCAUUCUGUAAUGGUUUUGACGAAGGAAUAUCGGAUAUGCAUGCCCAUAAGCGUGGAGGAGUAUCAAAUUGGACAAUUGUAUAUGAUUGCGAGGCACAGCUUGGAGCAGUCAGGUGAUGGUGAAGGUGUUGAAGUGGUCGAGAAUCGUAAAUGUGAAGACCCUGAACAUGGACAGGGGCAUUACACUGAGAAGAGGAUCCAUUUAUCAAGCCGACUUCCUUAUUGGAUUCAGAGCAUUAUACCAAAAAUAUUUUACAUUACAGAGAAGGCCUGGAAUUAUUACCCUUUUACCAUAACUGAAUACACAUGCUCUUUUCUUCCAAAGUUCCAUAUAGAAAUUAAAACGAGAUAUGAAAAUAAUAACGGCUCUACUGAUAAUUGUUUAAAUUUAACCGCUGAGCAAUUAGCUGAAAGGUUGGUUGAACAUGUCGAUAUUGCUUAUGACGAGGUCAGCGCUAGACAUUACAAAGAGGAGGAAGAUCCUAGAUUCUUCCAAAGCACAAAGACCCAUCGCGGUCCUUUGGUCGAAGGUUGGCGGAACACGCACACUCCAAUCAUGUGCUCGUAUAAACUAGUCAGCGCGUAUUUCGAAGUUUGGGGGCUUCAAACCAAAGUCGAGGAUUUCGUGCAUAGCUGCAUUCGUGAAGUACUGUUGCUGGGACACAGACAAGCUUUUGCAUGGAUUGAUUCGUGGGUGGAUAUGAGUUAUGAUGAUGUCAAAGAGUACGAGAGUAAGUUGCAGAAGGAAACCAAUAUUAAGAUACAGAAUGCUGAUGAAGCUGAUUCUGCCAUUGAAGCCAAAGAGUUGGGACAGGGGGAUUCCUCGCAAACUCAAGCGUUGUCUGUAGAAUCUCCUCCAAAGACGCCGGAUUCCAAGAAGGGAUACUUUUCCUCGUGGUUUUCUUAAUAACCACUUGACAUUUAUAUUUUUUAUGAUUCUCUAUAGUAUUAGUAGGAGGCUGAGUUUUCGUUUGGAAUAGUAAAAAUCCAUUAUAGCAAUAUUAAUUUAUUUACUUGUGAACAAACGCAAUAAAUUUGGUGCAAAGAGAUUUAGUUUGAUUUUUAUAUAUUUUUGUUAUUAACUUAAGCCAAUACUUAU
Nicrophorus vespilloides is the source of this 1197-nucleotide messenger RNA. RefSeq names its product cytoplasmic phosphatidylinositol transfer protein 1 (gene rdgBbeta). The record is from RefSeq and is a predicted model, not a curated record. Gene Ontology annotation, biological process: phospholipid transport. NCBI's taxonomy places the organism in Eukaryota, Metazoa, Arthropoda, Insecta, Coleoptera, Silphidae. Gene Ontology annotation, cellular component: cytoplasm. Gene Ontology annotation, molecular function: phosphatidylinositol binding; phosphatidylinositol transfer activity. The coding region runs from base 109 to 1005 and encodes 298 amino acids. The transcript has 7 exons.